CUACGAGCGUGCUGCUCUAACGGCGCGUUCACUGCGCGCUCAACGCGUUCCACUCGCGCUCGACAGCUGCGACUGACGUAUUUGGACAAGAAAUGAAUGCCCUUUGAAACUUCUUCGUAUCCCAAAUGUGAUGUUUGCCGGCGCCGUGGGUGUUUCCCCGCUCAUUCCUCCGGUUUAAGUGAUCCGAAAGCACACCGGUGGAUCGGUGCGCGACAUUUUUUGCCGACAAUACCACGGAAAACACGACUCAAAGCGGUUUGUUUUAAUUUCAUGACCGAAAACUGAUCGUUCGCCAAGUUGGAAACGACUUCGGAUCGUUGACUUUGGGGAGAAAUGGGCACUUUACGCGAUCUCCAGUACGCGUUACAGGAGAAGAUUGAAGAACUGAGACAGAGAGACGCGCUGAUUGAUGAACUGGAGUUGGAGCUGGACCAGAAAGACGAACUCAUCCAGAAGCUUCAGAAUGAAUUAGACAAAUACCGAUCCGUUAUAAAACCUGCAACUCAACAAGUCCACAAGCAGAGUGUCCUCCAAGAGCAGCAGAGGACCAAGAGACAGGCGAUCUCAGCCGAACCUACAGCCUUUGAUAUUCAAGACCUCAAUCACGUCACCCUGCCUUUCUACCCAAAGAGCCCACAGUCUAAAGAACUAAUCAAAGAAGCCAUUCUUGACAAUGACUUCAUGAAGAACCUGGAGCUGUCUCAGAUUCAGGAAAUUGUGGACUGCAUGUACCCUGUGGAGUAUGAUAAAGAAAGCUGUAUCAUCAAAGAAGGCGAUGUGGGCUCCCUGGUCUAUGUCAUGGAAGAUGGCAAGGUGGAGGUGACAAAGGAAGGCAUGAAACUCUGCACCAUGGGACCGGGGAAGGUGUUUGGAGAGCUCGCCAUCCUCUACAACUGCACCAGGACUGCUACGGUACAGACUCUCACAAAUGUGAAGUUAUGGGCCAUCGACCGCCAGUGUUUCCAGACCAUCAUGAUGAGGACCGGACUCAUCAAGCAUGCAGAGUACAUGGAGUUUCUGAAGAGCGUUCCAACAUUCCAAGGCCUUUCGGAAGAAAUACUCAGCAAGCUAGCUGAUGUGCUGGAGGAGACUCACUACAGUGAUGGAGAGUACAUUAUCAGACAAGGUGCCAGAGGGGACACGUUCUUUAUCAUUAGCAAGGGAAAGGUAAACGUUACUCGAGAAGAUUCACCCAAUGGAACCCCUGUCUAUCUGCGGGCCUUAGGUAAAGGAGACUGGUUUGGAGAAAAAGCUCUUCAAGGAGAAGACAUCAGGACGGCUAAUGUCAUCGCUGCUGAAGCUGUCACCUGCCUCGUCAUCGACCGAGAGUCAUUCAAACACUUGAUUGGAGGUCUGGACGAUGUCUCGAAUAAAGGCUAUGAUGAUGCUGGCGCCAAAGCAAAAUACGAGGCAGAGAAUGCCUUCUUCUCCAAUUUGAAGCUGGUGGACUUCAACAUCAUCGACACCUUGGGAGUUGGAGGAUUUGGAAGAGUUGAGCUGGUGCAGCUCAAGAGUGAAGAGACCAAAACAUUUGCAAUGAAGAUUCUGAAGAAGCGUCACAUCGUGGACACGCGGCAACAGGAACACAUCCGCUCUGAGAAACAGAUCAUGCAGGAGGCCCACUCAGACUUCAUUGUAAGGUUGUACAGGACUUUCAAAGACAGCAAAUAUCUGUACAUGUUGAUGGAGGCCUGUCUAGGAGGAGAACUUUGGACCAUCCUUAGAGACAGAGGAUCAUUUGAAGACUCUACUACACGGUUUUAUACAGGCUGUGUGGUUGAAGCCUUCGCUUACCUGCAUUCCAAGGGAAUAAUUUACCGUGAUUUAAAGCCAGAAAAUCUCAUUCUAGAUCACAGAGGAUAUGCCAAACUUGUGGACUUUGGCUUCGCGAAAAAGAUUGGAUUUGGGAAGAAAACAUGGACAUUCUGUGGAACGCCGGAGUAUGUAGCCCCAGAAAUCAUACUGAAUAAAGGCCAUGACAUCUCAGCAGACUACUGGUCAUUGGGAAUUCUUAUGUAUGAACUUUUGACUGGAAGCCCACCAUUCUCAGGACCGGAUCCAAUGAAAACAUAUAAUAUCAUUUUAAGAGGAAUCGACAUGAUAGAAUUUCCAAAGAAGAUCACCAAAAAUGCAGGCAAUCUAAUUAAAAAACUAUGCAGGGACAAUCCAUCUGAGAGGCUAGGAAACUUAAAAAAUGGAGUCAAAGAUAUCCAAAAGCACAAAUGGUUUGAAGGCUUUAACUGGGAAGGCCUGCGCAAAGGAACUCUCACACCUCCAAUUAUUCCUGAUGUUGCAAGCCCGACUGACACCAGUAACUUUGAUAGCUUUCCUGAGGACAAUGAGGACCCUCCCCCAGAUGACAAUUCUGGCUGGGACACUGAUUUCUAAAACUGAAACUUGUAACAUGCCCUGCCCUGGAGUGUCCCGUGUGGUUCGUCAGCGAAGAGGAGAACAGAUUAAGUCUAGCCCAGCUCUGUGACACCAAGUUGCCUUCGCCCACACUUCUAUCCUGCGGUGCCUCUGGGGGCGUCUCAGCCCCCCGCCGCACCCCACGACUCACAUAAACUGUCCUCAUCAGAAAGACUGGAGUCCAUAUUCCCAACACGGCCUCGGAUAUGGACUCAGACCACCUCGUGCUGGAGCCAGUUGUUCAUAAAUGAGCCCUUGGGUUUUUUUUUUUUUUUUUUCUGCUGUUUUAUGUUUGACUGAUUCCACAAGCAGUGGUUUCAGGUUUUAGGUCUGGGUCUUAAAAACAGAAUCAUAAGUAGAGACAGUAAUAUGAUCUGGACUGAGUAUUGAUAAUUUUUCUAAGAUGCAUUUUAGAAAGGAAUUUAAACUGUGGUUACUUUUGAUAGCAUGACUAGUUGUGUAUAAAUACGGAUAAUAUAUUUGGAACAGAAACACACCAGUGUCAAAUACUUAAAAAGGUAAAAUGU
Cyprinus carpio (common carp) is the source of this 2936-nucleotide messenger RNA. RefSeq names its product cGMP-dependent protein kinase 1-like. Gene Ontology annotation, biological process: protein phosphorylation. Gene Ontology annotation, molecular function: cGMP-dependent protein kinase activity; ATP binding. NCBI's taxonomy places the organism in Eukaryota, Metazoa, Chordata, Actinopteri, Cypriniformes, Cyprinidae. The record is from RefSeq and is a predicted model, not a curated record.